AUCUUGGAUACGAUCGUCUGUCUGUCUGUCUGUCUGUCUGGCCGCUGUUAAUUGGGUGAGUUGGCUAGAAUACUGGAUCGACAGCGGUAGUGGUGCGAACGAAUGGCCUCGAAAUUCUGGGGGAUGCGAUCCAGACAACCCCAGGCCCCUCGACGCCGCUGACGACACGACGGCAGCACAAGCCGCCCUUGAAGUGAAACCCUAUCUCAUUCGUCCAAGCUAUCAGCACACCUGAAGGAAGUCAGCGCACCCAGCCACACAGACAAUCCAUCAAUCCAUUUAGGUGUGCAUGGUCUGCCUUGCUGUCUGCCCAGCCACCCCAUCCCCCGCCCUCACCCACCCACCCACCCACCCGAAUGCAAUUCGAUGUGCUGUUUGCUGGCCAGGGUGAUCCUCAUGACGCUGUCGUCCCCCCUCACAUACAGAUAGCUCCACGCGGCGCUCUUCUCCUUCAGCGACACAUCAGCCGCUGCUUGGUCCGAUGAGGCCUGCAACCGGUUGUCUGUGCGGUCCAGCUCGAAGCGGUUGCAGACUCGGUAUGGGAGUGCCGUGCUGGAGACCUUCUUGACCUUGACGUCACCACUCAGCAUUGAGGAGGAUGCGCCUGUGGCCGUGACGGUGCGCAUGACUACAGCAAGGCCGUCCUUGGUGUAAAUGACCCGAUGCUCUGGGAGGGGCAUGGGGAAGAAACGAAACCUGAUGGAUACAUACGCGCACAAAUGGAAAAUUUCAUGUGGCAUGACCUUCGUAUGAGUCAAGUGCGGUCAUGGCAUUCGUUCGUUCAUUCAUCCGUUCAUCCGUCCAUCCAUCCAUCCAUCCAUCCAUUUUUUCAUUCAUUACCCGGGCGUGCUGGCGUCAAUGACCACCUGCAAACACAGACCCCCGGACCCACACACGCCUCUGCCAUGAUUGAGUCUGCCAUCCGUUCAUAUAUAUCUCCUGGGCCCACCAUGGUUUUGUCUGUGAGGUGCGACGGCCUGACGUGCACCUCGUGACCAGCCCAUUUGACCUCGUGCGUCACCUUGGCGCCAUGGCUGGCCGCCGUCACGUAGCACGGGUAGUCGACCACCACCUUCUCGUCUCUCUCAAGCAGCAUGAUGAGCUUCGACCCAUCGAAGAUCACGCCCUGCUCGUACAGCACGCCCGUCAACUCCUCGCUCUUCUUGGACGUCGUCAGCACACGCAGAGGGCUCAGAUCUUUCUCCAUGCUGAUCGACGCUCCCAACGCGUUGAACCACUGGCCUGUCUUUUGAAGCCUGAACUGCAGCUUGGUUCGGCUUAAUCGACGUGUGAGCGGGGCUGGCACAUCAAAC
Molecule: messenger RNA, 1313 nt
Organism: Vitrella brassicaformis
Lineage: Eukaryota; Vitrellaceae
Source: the annotation of a GenBank genome assembly